Molecule: messenger RNA, 1783 nt
Organism: Saprolegnia parasitica CBS 223.65
Lineage: Eukaryota; Oomycota; Saprolegniomycetes; Saprolegniales; Saprolegniaceae
Exons: 11
Coding region: 1-1713 (570 amino acids)
Molecular function (GO): RNA binding
Source: RefSeq, a predicted model, not a curated record
AUGGAGCCGACCUUCCCUCCGCUCUCGCGGCUCUUUGUCGUCUGCGGCCGCAGCUUUGACGCGGAUGGCCUCGAGGCCGUCUUUGCCACGCAUGGGCCCGUGGCCUCCGUGCGCAUCGCGGUCGAUCGCUCCCACAAGUCCCGGGGCUUUGCGUUCGUCCAGUACGAGAAGGCGUCGGACGCCGCCGCAGCGAUCGACGCGCUGCAUGGCCUCGUGCUCGAGGACCAGCUAUUCAAGGUCAGCAUUGCGCACGCGUCGGCGCCACGCAAGACGAGCCUCACGCGCAAGCACGCGGCCGAAGACGACGAGAGCGCGCAGCACCACGGCAAGCGCCAACGCGACGACGCGGGCCAGCGCGUCAUCGCCAAACCGAUCGCGCUUCUCGAGCCGACGGCCUCGGAUGCUUGCGCGAGUCCUUCCGUCGAGGCGAUUGUCGCCGCACUCGUGGCCGAGAUGGUCGAUGGCCUCGAAGCGGCGCUGACACCGCCCAAGCCAUCGAUCGUGAAGCGCAAGUGCUUUGGCCAAGAGUCGACGCGCUUCAAGCAGCCCAAGCGCGGGACCGAGCCACCGAAUGAUGACGACGACGACGUCCGCAAGGACAAGCCCUCGGCCGAGACCGGUCGCGCGCAGCUCAAGCGCGGAAGCGCCAAAGCCGACCAUGCGGGUAGCAGCAAGCGCACGGAGAAGAAGCGCGCGCCGCCAAAGCCGCAGUCACCGCGCGUCAAGCUCUUUGUCACGAGCCUCCUGGACUACACGCACCAGGAGCUCGAUGCCAUGUUUCGCGUCUACGGUGACCUCGACAGCGUUGCGCUCGUUCCGUGCCAAGGCAAGCUGCGCACGAUGGCAUAUGUGACCUUCACCAAGGCGUCCACCGCGCACAUGGCCAUCGAGUCGUUCCAGGACGAUCCGUCGUCGCUUCUCACGGUCGUGCUGGCCGAUACGCCGCCGCGGCGCCCGACGCUGCAGCGACCGCCGGAUGCGUACUUUGCUGCCCCACCCGAACGCAACUGGCUCCUCGUCGAGUACGAAGCGACCUUGUCGACCGCGAUGCUCUCGCAGUGCAUGUCGGCGUGCCCCGGCAUGGUGCUCAUGGACAUCAAGAUCAGUGGCGACACCAACGCGGCCAAGGGUAUCGUCUACGUCAAGUUUGCGUCGGAGCGCCAUGCGCGCGGGGCCAUCGACUUGCUCUCGGGCCACGCCAGCAUUGGGACGAUGGAUUUGAUUCCAGAUCCAUCCCGCGCAUAUCUUGCGCCGCCUCUCGAUGUGGACCUGCACGCAGUCGAGAGCCAAUUCGCCCACUUGAUGUCGACGCGACCGUACGUCCCGCCGCUGCACGCGUACCCGCGGAUCGAGCCGGCGUACCCUGUCUACGAGUAUCCGCCGUAUGCGGUACCGCCCAUGUAUGCGGCGCCGCCGUUGCCGACCGAGGACGUUGGGACCAAGGGCAUUUGGCUCCACAUCACGUCGACGUCGCCGACGACGCCCUUGGACCAGGCCACGCUCGAGGAAGCUUUGGCGCCGCUCGAUGUGCUGCAGCUGGUCGUCGACAGCGACAUUGACGCGUCGGCCAAGUUUUCCGAUGCCAACGAUGCGCUCUUGGCGAUCCACGCGCUGACGCAACCCGGCUCUGCGUACCACGUCAAGCUCAGUCGGACGCCGUCGUCGCUCCGUGUCAACAAGAAGGCCAAGACGCACUACUGGCCGCAUGGCUAACUGUUGACGACGAUCCUACCCUAACCCUAUUCUAACCAAAUCGUCCCAUCGGAGAGGACCCUACAGCUGA